UCUUGCGGCGGAGCAGGGUUGCGGCGUGGGAAAGAACCGUGAGGAGCCGAGCGCGCCGCCGUGGGAGCCGCGCCCGCCGAGGCCCAGGAGGGAGGAGGGAAGGAGGCGGGCGGGCCGGGCGCCGCGCCCCACUCGGCGUCCGUGGCUGCGGCCCGCGGCGUGUUCUCCACGAUGAAGCGCCCUUGCGAGGAGACGACCUCCGAGAGCGACAUGGACGAGACCAUCGACGUGGGGAGCGAGAACAAUUACUCGGGGCAAAGUACUGGUUCCGUGAUAAGAUCGAAUUCUCCCACAACAACAUCUCAGAUUAUGGCGAGAAAGAAAAGAAGAGGGAUCAUAGAGAAAAGGCGGCGGGAUCGGAUAAAUAAUAGCUUAUCUGAAUUGAGAAGACUGGUGCCAACUGCUUUUGAAAAGCAAGGUUCCGCAAAGUUAGAGAAAGCUGAAAUCCUGCAAAUGACAGUGGAUCAUUUGAAGAUGCUUCAGGCAACAGGAGGUAAAGGCUACUUUGACGCCCACGCUCUUGCCAUGGACUUCAUGAGCAUCGGCUUCCGAGAGUGCCUGACGGAGGUGGCCAGGUACCUGAGCUCUGUGGAGGGCCUGGACUCCGCAGACCCCCUGCGCGUGCGCCUCGUCUCCCAUCUCAGCACGUGCGCCUCCCAGCGAGAGGCGGCAGCCAUGACCUCCUCCAUGGCCCACCACCACCACGCGCUGCACCCACACCACUGGGCCGCCGCCUUUCAUCACCUGCCUGCUUCCCUGCUCCAGCCCAACGGACUCCACGCCUCGGAGUCAACCGCUUGUCGCCUCUCCACCACUUCCGAAGUGCCUCCUACCCACGGCUCUGCCCUGCUCACGGCCACAUUCGCCCACGCGGAUUCUGCCCUUCGGAUGCCGUCCACCGGCAGUGUCGCCCCUUGCGUGCCACCUCUCUCCACCUCUCUCUUGUCGCUCUCUGCCACAGUCCAUGCCGCUGCCGCAGCUGCCACAGCAGCUGCACACAGCUUCCCUCUGUCCUUCGCGGGGGCCUUCCCCAUGCUCCCCCCAAACGCAGCCGCAGCUGUGGCAGCAGCUACAGCGAUCAGCCCUCCCUUGGCGGUGUCAGCCACGGCCAGUCCUCAGCAGACAAGCAGUGGAACAAACAGUAAACCUUACCGCCCUUGGGGGACAGAAGUCGGCGCCUUCUAAGUUCUCUGAACUUCUUGCAACAGCGGCUGAAUGUCCUGCGUUUCAGAGUCAGCUUCAAAGCUCUGUACCCUAAAGGUAGCCAGGCAAAUGGCUACAGAUUCACAAAGGAAGAAGAAAGAAAGCUAUUUGAGACACAAACCUCACACAUUGGAAAUGUUGGUAUCUGUUUGUCUUGCUUAUUUAAGGCAGCUUGGUAACAGACAUCAGCAAGUUUGAAAAACGUCACCCUUGUUUCCACUUUGAAGUUCCCUGGAAAAUAUAUGCAUGGUACCACCCAGCAGCACCUCAUUGUAUUCCUUUUGGGGGAGAACAGUGCCCCAACUGAAUUCACUCAAAACUAGCUGGGGGAAAAAUACUGGUGUUUCCUAAGUGCCUGAGCUAGGAAUGUUUCCUGUGAACAUGUAACAUUACACAGUCAAGAAGGUGGGUGGGGGUAGGUGAAGGAAGGAAGGGGGACUGGCUUUGUGUUGGGCUGCAGACGUUGUAACACCAUCCCAGAGGAGAGUCUGUGGGGGCAAAAGGAUUGCUGAACAUUAUGAAGCUAAAAGACCUUAUCUUAGUUUGCUUUCUCUGUAUGGCCUUGCCAAGUGGUGACAUUUAACAAUGCAGUAGCAUAGGCAAUUACUCCAUAUUCCAUCAGUGCUCAGAUGAAGCAGUGUCUCAGCUCUUCCUACAAGCCCCUGGCCACCUUUCUGUUUUGAUGGUUCAACACGUGGUUCUUGUUUAAACCUUACACUUAUAGAGUGCACCUAGAAAGAGUUGCCUGUGUGCCCACCAGAGGCUUUGAGUCAUGACAAUUUGGAAACUACCCAGUUUGCAAGAGUUUGGAUUAGUUUAUUCAGUCCCAUUGGGACUGUUUUCUUCUGUUUAGCGUCUUCAUUUUCUCCUGCUAAUGUGUAACAUCUAGUCUUGUCACCUUUGGGAAAAAGUUCUAUUUCUGGAGGUGAUGAGACAAGAACAGAGCAUUGGAAAUAGAGAAGCCUCAGUUUGUAAACACUCUUUGUCAAGAUGGUGAUUGCAUUUGGUCCCAAAUCAAGAUGAAUGUAUGCAAUAGGAUGUACAUAAAUUAUUUUUGUUUGGCCUAGACUAGUGCAACAUAAUGGUGUUUUGGUUUUGUCUUUCGGACUUGUUCAAUGACAAAAUAAUCUCUUAAUACAUUGAAAUUGAGCACGUGAGAUUUUUAUAUUUGAAAGAGACACAGCAUGUAUUAUGCACUUCAUUUCUCUGCUGUGUGGAGAAAGCAAUAAACAUAAGAAUGUUAAACAUGCAGAUUAUACUUCUAAAUAUUUGUUUUAAAAUUACUGUACCUAAUCUUUUUUGCCUUACUUUGUAACCUUUUUCUAUGCAAAGGUCUUUACGUAUCACUAAUUAAAUGAAAUCCUUUUUGACUAUU
Messenger RNA from Ochotona princeps (American pika), 2578 nucleotides. RefSeq names its product hes related family bHLH transcription factor with YRPW motif 2 (gene HEY2). The record is from RefSeq and is a predicted model, not a curated record. Gene Ontology annotation, cellular component: nucleus. The transcript is spliced from 5 exons. Gene Ontology annotation, molecular function: protein dimerization activity; RNA polymerase II cis-regulatory region sequence-specific DNA binding; DNA-binding transcription factor activity, RNA polymerase II-specific. Gene Ontology annotation, biological process: anterior/posterior pattern specification; regulation of transcription by RNA polymerase II; Notch signaling pathway. The coding region runs from base 172 to 1185 and encodes 337 amino acids. NCBI's taxonomy places the organism in Eukaryota, Metazoa, Chordata, Mammalia, Lagomorpha, Ochotonidae.